AUGUCUCGACAACUUGGACCCCUAGAACGACUCAUGGCGGUGAGAGCCCAGCUCGGGCUCUACACAAACGUCUGGGUCUCUGCAGAGCUCGAUGAGCCUGUGGAACUGAACGUACUCUACCAGGCCGUGGCCGACGUGAUCAUGGACGAACCCAUGCUCGGUGUCGUGGUCACUGGACGAAAGGAAAAAGACCUGCGCUUCACCAAACUCAAGGGCAUCAGAAUAUCCGACGCCGUGUCUCUUGAGUACUUCAACGAAGAAAACAUCGCCAACAUCCACACCCAACUCCACGACAUUCAGUUUGAUCUGCAAGGUGAUAAGCCCCUUUGGAGAGUCUUCCCCAUCAACAAGGGCAAGGAGCUUGUCUUCGUCUACGACCAUACGCCCCUGGAUGGCAUGUCCGGAGCCUCUGUCUGCGUCAAGCUCGCCAAGGCAUGUCAGAAUGUCCGAAACCCGUCCGUGUCACGACAUGACGUGGCCCUUGUGUCUGGAGCUCCCAUCCCACCACCCCUGGAGGGCCAGAUGAACGUCUCCGUGCCCUACUGGAAGCUCUGCGUCGCUCUCAUGGAGGAAUACGCCAAGCCGCUGUGCACCUUUGCCACGGCUCUGCGUCGACUGGUCUACUCGAAGGAGGUGGACCAGUACCGAUUUGGAACCGGUCCCAAACACAAGAAGAAGUGGACUGGACGAUACUCGCUCAUCGACAUUGACAAAGCCAAGACCAAGCGUCUGCUCGACACGUGCCAUAAGAACGAAGUGUCUGCGUCGGCUGUUCUUUUUGCCGUGCUCGUGUCUGCCUCUUCGGACACUCUCUACAGACACUACCCCGUUUCGUCGUCCAAGAUGCGGGCCAACGCACGUAUCCCAUACAACGCGCGUCAGUUCAUCCGAAAGGAGCAGCUGGCAUCGUUGGGAUGCAUGGUUGGAGAUGCAGAGCUGCAGACGGUGGUACCCCCACCCAAAAACGUGCAGAAGAAGGGAUACUACAAGUCGAAGGAGUUUUUCGAUAUUGCCCGAGGGUUCCGAUCGUCGGUGCUCGAGAACAUUGCCAAGUCCCGCCCUGACGACUGUCCUGCCGCCAUGCACGACAUUGGCAUGAUCCAGUUUGUCCCCUCUAUCAAGGACUUCUUUGAAUCCCACACUGAGGGAGCUGCUCGUUCGGAGCUUUUCUCUAUCUCCAACCUUUGUGCCGUGGAUCCCUGCGGCACCAACAUUGAGCGACUGCGCUUCUCUCAAUGUACUGGCGCUAACUGUGCGUUCCUGCAGUUUGGAGCCGUCGGAGUCAAGGGAGGCGCUCUUUCUGUGUCCAUCUCUGCUGCCGACGACCCCGAUGACUGUCUUGGCGAUCUCACCAAAGAGGUUCAGCGAUUCGUUGACCAGUUGUGA
This is a messenger RNA of Yarrowia lipolytica CLIB122, 1386 nucleotides long. RefSeq lists its product as uncharacterized. Gene Ontology annotation, molecular function: N-acetyltransferase activity. NCBI's taxonomy places the organism in Eukaryota, Fungi, Ascomycota, Dipodascomycetes, Dipodascales. The record is from RefSeq and is a predicted model, not a curated record.